UGGUGCACAAUAAUUAGAGAGGAAAGCAAGCUUAAAAUGUAAAUUGAUAUCAUAUAAUUUUAUUUUUUUCUUAUCAUGUAUGUGUAUGCAUAUGUGCAUGCCAGUGCCAUUGAGGCUAGAAGAGGGCUUAGGUUGCCCUGAAGCUGCUGUUACAGCUGGGUAUAAGUCAUCCAGAGCUGGCCCUAGAGCUCAGAUUCUGGUCCUCGGCAAGGAUGGUGGGUGCUCUUAUCCGCUGAACCAUCUGAGAUGCCUCAUAAAUUCAUAAUGGAAAAGUAUAUUUGAAUUUUAUUUGGUGAGUUGGGACUUGUUGGACUUGUCUCUGUAUUAUUUCAGUUUUUAAUAGAAUCAGCCAGGAAAGUUGAUAAUGUCAUGAUUAUCAAAUAAGAAAUUAAGUCGGGUUUUUUGUUUUGUUUUGUUUGUUAUUUGUUUUCAGGAGGAAAUUCUGGAAGCCCGGCUAGGAAGUAGUUAAUAUUGAAUUUCCAGUCAUGAGUACUGACUAUAAAUCAAACCCAGAGAUUUUUAAAAUUAUGCAAAGAACCUAUGGAUCAUUUCUGAGGGCUUACAGAUCUCUAGCAAUGUUUCCUUUUGUGUAGAGCCAAACCCUAGUGCCUGGCAAGCCACACCUAAAGGCGGACACUGCAGACCAGCCCAGGGCAGGGCAGGGCUGGAGAACCAAGGGCCUGUGCCUAGCCCAAGAGAGCUGACCGCUCCCUGCGCUCCUGCGGGGUGCGUUUCCACUCCACCUCAGCACCCUAGUGAGGUCUCCACAGCGCGGGUGGCCAUGAACCCCGAGAGGCGAGGCCGUGAGCCCCGCGGGGCGAGGACGCUGAUGCUCCAGGUGGCCAGGGGGCUGAGGGCCGACCUGAGGGCCGCGGCCACUGGGCCCUGGAGGAGCCUGGCCAGGAUGCCGAAGCCCGAGGUGCCAGACCCGGAGGCAGCAGCUGCAGGACAUGAGUGCUUGCUUCCAAUUGAGAGGAGCUUUCAAAAUGCUGCUAAAAGCAAUAAUUUGGAUCUUAUGGAGAAGCUGUUUGAAAAGAAGGUUAACAUUAAUGCCGUGAACAAUAUGAACCGCACAGCCCUGCACUUUGCAGUGGGAAGCAAUAAUUUAUCUGUAGUGGAUUUCUUACUGAGUCACAAAGCAAGGGUGGAUGUUCCUGACAAGCAUGGCUUGACAGUAAUUCACCUUGCAGCCUGGUCUGGAAGCUUGGAGAUCAUGCUCAUGCUCGUUAAAGCUGGAGCAGACCAGAGAGCCGAGAGCCAGGAAGGAAUGAAUGCUCUGCACUUCGCAGCUCAGAACAACAGCCUGCGCAUUGUGGAUUACCUCAUUCAAGACUUGCACCUGCAGGACCUGAACCAGCCCAAUGAGAGAGGAAGAAAACCAUUUCUUUUGGCAGCUGAGAGGGGCCAUGUUGAGAUGAUUGAAAAGCUUAUCUUCCUUAAUCUGCAUACUUCAGAAAAAGACAAGGAGGGAAACACCGCCCUGCAUCUGGCUGCCACGCAUGGUCACAGCCCAGCGGUGCAGGUACUGUUAACUCAGUGGCCGGAAGUAAACACGACCAAUGAGAAUGGAGAGACUCCCUUCAUGCUGGCUGUUGAACGAGGUCAUGAAGAAUGCAGUCGAGUGCUCCUGGCAGGAGGAAGUGAUGUCAACAUUCCAAACAGACUCAAUGUCAGCGCUUUGCAGAUGGCAACCCGGAAUGGCCAUACAUCCCUUGUCAACUUUCUUCUCUCUGAGAAUGCUGAUUUGCAGCAGGAGAAGGAACCUGCUGAGUCAGCGCUUCACUUAGCGGUCACCAACAACCAUCCCACAGUCGUGACCAGCUUGCUGAGAGCUCGGCAUGACGUUGACGCCCUAGAUCAGAGGCAGCAGACCCCUCUGCAUGUAGCUGCUGAUCUUGGAAACGUGGAGCUGGUGGAGAUACUGCUGAAGGCUGGCUGCAACCUCAAAAUCACUGACAAGCAAGGAAAGACUGCCCUGGCGCUGGCUGCCAGGAGCCACCACAGCCUCAUCGUGGACAUGCUCAUCAAAGCUGAGAGGUACUAUGCAUGGAGAAAGGAGAACCAUGAGAGCCUCCAGGACUCAGCAGGAAGUGCUACACUGACAUUCAAGCAGGACCACAGUCUGGAGACCAGGCAUAUCCGAAUGUGCCUUUGGGACCUGGCCUACCAGCAGCUGAAGGAUAAUGACUGGCAGAGGCUGGCCCGCUUAUGGAGCUUUACGGAGGACCAGAUCAGAGCCAUCGAGGAACAGUGGUCAGGGAGUGACAGCUUCCGUGAGCAUGGUUACAGGGCUCUGCUCAUCUGGCUGCACGGGGCUCUGAUGACACAGCCUGACCCUGCCAAGCAGCUGUAUGAGGAGCUGGUUCAAGCAGGAUUCCCAGAAGUAGCUGAAAAGAUUCGUCAGGUCAAAAGUAAAACUGACUCAAGCUCCAGGAAAUGUGCAGUCUCUUAAGCUGGAGAAACAGUUCAAAUAGCUUCCCUCUCCUCAUUCCGUUUGUUCACUUCAGUCCCUGAUUGCCACAGCCACCCUGCAGUAGACUGAUUUUCCAGUACAAAGACAAUGCCCCUCCAAGAAUGGAUGGGAAUGCACCACCUUCCCACUGCUCCAGGCCACACAUUGGCUUUGCUGUUUUUUUGAGGCAAAUGGUGUGUGACUUUUCCAUUUCUGUCAUUUGACGCACACAUGGAACAGCAUAGCUAGAAGGGUUCUAUUCAUGCUUAAAGACAAACUUAUUGUAGGAGCAGCAUCGUGGCACAUGGGAAAACAAGGGCUAGGAGAGGCAGCUCUGACAUUGGAUGCUUGGCUGUUUGUUGUACCUGGAUAGCGAGGCCCCAAAAGACCACCAGGAGUUGAAUCUAAUGCAAAACACAUGAGGAUUUAUUGGAUACAAGCUCAAGCUUGGGUUACAGCAACCUCUCUGUGUGACCCAGAGGUCUAGGGGAACAAGGUUUUUAAAAACAAGGUUUUUAAAGGUCAAAACCACAAGCGGGGGCUACAAGCUUUGGGUAGGGGUUUACUUUAGGCGUCAAGACCAUAAAAUGGUUCUGGCCCAGCUGUUUGGAGAGUAUUUGAUCAUGAGUAAUGCCUGAAAUGUGCUGAUUAGCUGUUGCUAGGGAAGAUCAAUUAGCAUUCUCUGUCUUCACAAGCUAGAGGCCAUCUGGGUGAGUUGCCAGGAAAUGAUAUCUCUUAAGUGUAACGAGGAAUAUGGUCAAGCCUGAUUACUCCCUGCAGCUGGCAGGACAUGUCUUAAUUAACCUGGUCCUUUGUCUAAACUUUUACUCAGGACUUUAGUCAUGCUGCCCUAAGAUUCUAACUUUAAACUUUGGACCUCUCACUGUGAGAAGAAGGCAUGUAAUAUUACUGAUGUCCUCAUCUUUAGCUUCCUUUUCUGAUAGACAAAAUGUUUCCUCCAGAGACUGGGGUGAAGAUGAAGGGAAAACAUCUGUGAAUGUCUGACCUCAAGCCAUGGUAUGCAAGUCAUAAACUCUUAUUGUAAAGGAACUGCGUUUGGAAAUUCAGUCAUUGCUGGUUUUAUACCACACAAGCGUAAUCCAUUUUUCAGGAAAAAACCAGACACAUACCAGUGAUUUUUAAACCAUUUGUAUUCUAAAAUUGGGUAAUUUUAAUUCUUUGUACUUUCCAGUACACUCUAUUUUUGUUCACAACAAAUAAGCAUUACCUUUUUUAAUCUGAAAAAGUUAUGAAAGGUAUCAGUUUUCAUGGAUGUAUGCCUUCUCAGCCAAAGCUGGUAAGAAAAUCAUGGGCAAUUUAGUUAUUCUGUCAUGAAUUUGCAGUUUCAAGUUUUUCCUAUAUUGAUUGUAAAUGGCCCACUUAAUGCUAGGAAUGCUUAAAACAGGCAAUAUAUUCACAAGAUUACAAAUUUUUAAAAUAGUAUUAAAUAAAAACUCCCAUCUCAGUCUGUUCUUCAGUUUGGCCAGUUUCUACUGACUUUGCUAGCAUGUCUCCCCCAACUUAACCUCUGUAUAUAAAAGAAAUACAAAUACAUACUUAGUAUAGAGAAUGUUUCACCAUCAAGCUUGUUAUUUAGCUCAGGCCAAUAUGAAUUAUUUGUUGAACAGCAUGCAGCACUUUUAGAGUUAAGUGAUGCCUGUAAUAGUCCUAGUCACAUCAACUUUCACGUCCAUAUGACUUGGCCUGGAUACUGAAAACCUAGCUUCAGUAUGGGCUCCUCAAAGGUUGAGCCUAAGACUAAGGUUUCUGUAGAAAAUGGCCAUGAUGACGAGGAGAAGCAAGGCGAGGAUGCUACCAAAUAGCUCCAGUUGGUGUCAAGUUUGGCUACCUGAUCCUAAGGACACUGUGUUCCAAGAUGGGAUGAAUUAACGCAUCACAGGGUGGUUCAAAAGGGAGGAUGGAGGAGGAAUUGAUCCAUUGUCACUAUGUGCUCUAAAGAUUUAAAUGUAUGUGUUUGGCUGUUAUGUACAUACACAUGUAUGCCUGGUGCCUGCCAAGGCCAGAAGGGAGUGUUGAGUUUUCUGAAUGGAGUUACAGAUGGUUUUAAGCUGCCAAACGGGUGCUGCGAAAAGAACUAGCAUUCUCUGCAGGAGCAGCAAGUGCUCAGUGGUUCAGAGUCAUCUCUUGAGUUCUACACAGUGGGGCUUCCAUUCUGGGCCACAUGAGUGCUUUCUUAGGGUAGCCUAGCAUUCCUUCUGGCUUUCCUGAGAGCAUGCCCAGAGGAAAGGAGAAAGAAGGUACUGCCGCUCUUCACUCACCUAAUCAAAUGAGGUUUUGCAACAGCACUAGCUGGGCCACUGCCUGAUAUGCCUGUAAUUUAGAAAAGCCUUAAGUACUCGUUAUAAAAUGGAAUUGUGUUUGCCUAUAUCACAUUUAGUCUCUGAAGUGUGAGGCAGCAAGGAAAAUGACUUUUUAUAAUAAAAUGAGAGAGCACAGAUGUAGAUCAUGCUCAAACUGGCAGAGGCUUCAAAAGACCAAAACCCACCCAUGUCUGGAAAUGGAGGCCCAGAUGGACAGUGUCACACAGGGAAGAGAAGUACAUUCCACUCACAUUACAGAUGAAGAUCCUGAAAUCCUUUAAUUAAAUGUUUGGCUAAGAGAACAGAGCCAGCAAUAAAACCAUGGAGACCUUUUCUCCUAUCUCUUUCUUUCUCUCUCUCUCUCUCUCCCCCCUCUUUCUGUUUUUUUGAGACAGGAUUUCUCUACACAGCCCUGGCUGGCCUGGAACUCACUAUGUAGACCAGGCUGGCCUCACAGAGCCCAUUGCCUCUGCCUUCCCAGUGGUGGGAUUAAAAGCAUGUACUGCCAUGCUUUGCUCAGAUGGCCUGGUCACACUGGCCAGCCACUGGAAAGUUUAUGCCCAGGCUAAAAGACCUGAUGUCUUGCAGGGUGACCCUCUGCAGCACACGUGGAGAUAUGCAGAGGGCUGUAGGCAGGCUCAAUGCUGCAACCCUCAACAAGAUGAAAAAACAAUGGAAGCAGGGUCAUCCCAGUAGGGAAUUCCUUUUUGUUUU
This is a messenger RNA of Meriones unguiculatus (Mongolian gerbil), 5487 nucleotides long. RefSeq names its product ankyrin repeat and death domain containing 1B (gene Ankdd1b). Gene Ontology annotation, molecular function: protein binding. The record is from RefSeq and is a predicted model, not a curated record. Gene Ontology annotation, biological process: signal transduction. The transcript has 15 exons. Lineage: Eukaryota; Metazoa; Chordata; Mammalia; Rodentia; Muridae. The coding region runs from base 782 to 2452 and encodes 556 amino acids.